This is a messenger RNA of Arabis nemorensis, 1779 nucleotides long. NCBI's taxonomy places the organism in Eukaryota, Viridiplantae, Streptophyta, Magnoliopsida, Brassicales, Brassicaceae. The record is from the annotation of a GenBank genome assembly.
AUGGCGGGUUUGCAAUUGGAGAAGCGAGUCAAAUACAAGAGCUCUGUCAAGGAUCCAGGAACUCCUGGAAUCCUAAGAUUAAGGGAAGUGAUGCUGCUCUUCGUCCCGGAGGAUCCGAAAUCAGAUUCAAAGCUUAAAGUGCAGACUCAAAACAUCAAAAGUCAAAAGUCUACCAAAGAAGGAUCAAAUAAACCUCCUUGGCUCAAUCUGACCAACAAACAGGGAAGGAGUCAUAUCUUUGAGUUUGAAAAUUAUCAAGACAUGCAUGCUUGCCGUGAGUUCAUCGCUAAGGCCCUUGCUAAAUGUGAAGAGGAGCCUAAGAAACUAGCUGUCUCGACAUCUGCUGAGCAACUCAGUAUUGCAGACUUGGAGCUACGCUUCAAGCUUCUUCGAGAAAAUAGUGAGUUGCAGAGAUUGCAUAAGCAAUUUGUGGAAAGUAAAGUCCUGACGGAAGAUGAAUUCUGGGCUACAAGGAAGAAAUUACUUGGUAAAGAUUCCAUCAGAAAGUCGAAGCAACAGGUCGGGCUCAAGAGCAUGAUGGUUUCUGGCAUCAAACCAUCUACUGAUGGGCGGACUAAUAGGGUGACGUUUAACUUAACCCCUGAAAUCAUUUUUCAGAUUUUUGCUGAGAAGCCGGCUGUUCGACAGGCAUUCAUAAAUUAUGUUCCGAGUAAGAUGACAGAAAAAGACUUCUGGACAAAAUAUUUUAGAGCAGAAUAUCUUUACAGCACCAAAAAUACAGCAGUAGCUGCAGCAGAAGCUGCUGAGGACGAGGAACUCGCUGUCUUUCUGAAGCCUGAUGAGAUAUUGGCUCGGGAAACUCGUCAAAAGAUAAGACGGGUCGAUCCAACUCUUGACAUGGAGGCCGACCAGGGAGAUGACUACACUCAUCUUAUGGACCAUGGGAUCCAGCGUGAUGGCACCUCGGAUAUUGUUGAACCACAUAAUGAUCAGUUUAAAAGAUCACUGGUGCAAGAUCUUAACCGUCAUGCUGCUGUUGUAUUGGAAGGCAGAAGCAUUGAUGUUGAGUCAGAAGAUACUAGGACUGUUGCAGAGGCUCUCAUGCGGGUUAAACAAGUAAGCAAAGCUGAUAGUGAAGCUAAUCAGGAGAGAUUGGAAAGGAUAUCCCGAGUAGCAGGAAUGGAGGAUCUUCAAGCACCACAGAACUUUCCGUUAGCACUGCUUUCUAUCAAGGACCCUCGUGAUUACUUUGAAUCUCAACAAGGAAACAUCCUUAAUGAACCGAGAGGAGGAGGGGGAUUAAAGAGAAAUAUCCAUGAAGCUUAUGAAUUGCUAAAAGCAUCCAUAUUGGAGAUUAAAACUGAAGGAUUAUGUGAUCCGUUGAUUAAACCUGAAGUUGCCUUGGAGGUUUUCAGUUCAUUAACCCGAACUAUCUCAACUGCUAAAAAUAUUAUUGGGAAGAACCCGCGAGAGAGCUUUCUGGACAGAUUACCAAAGCCCACUAAAGAUCAAGUUUUACAUCACUGGACAUCAAUACAAGAAUUACUGAGACAUUUUUGGUCAUCUUACCCGAUAACAACCACAUAUCUUCAUACCAAGGUUGGUAAGCUGAAGGAUGCAAUGUCCAAUACUUAUUCACAACUCGAGGCAAUGAAAGAGUCGGUGCAAUCUGAUCUCCGGCAUCAGGUUUCUUUACUGGUUCGUCCAAUGCAACAGGCUCUUGAUGCUGCGUUCCAACACUAUGAAGCCGAUUUGCAGAGAAGAACCACUAAGAGCGUUGGAGGCGGUGGUGGCGAAAGACCAAACGGGUAUGUUUAG